This is a messenger RNA of Colletotrichum gloeosporioides, 2445 nucleotides long. Its product is annotated as Serine/threonine-protein phosphatase ppe1. Gene Ontology annotation, cellular component: cytoplasm. The record is from RefSeq and is a predicted model, not a curated record. The transcript is spliced from 4 exons. Bases 1 to 2445 code for a protein of 814 amino acids. Gene Ontology annotation, biological process: G1/S transition of mitotic cell cycle; peptidyl-serine dephosphorylation. Gene Ontology annotation, molecular function: protein serine/threonine phosphatase activity. Lineage: Eukaryota; Fungi; Ascomycota; Sordariomycetes; Glomerellales; Glomerellaceae.
AUGGACAAGGGAUCCGAGUCCACCGAGGUCACCGAGGGCGAGGAGCCUCGCAAAGACGACUACUUUCCGGAAGCUUUUCCGGAUUUCAGUGAGGACAACAUCAACCGCGGACUUCAGAAUUCUGUGAAGGACAACAGCGCGACAACUUCGACUUAUUCGCCGCCAAGUGAAGCCCAGAUCGAGGCUGCAAUCAAGCGUGCGAAUCUCGCCUUCGCAAACCCGCUUACCAACGUCCCUCGCCGCGGGCCAGCUGGAGCCGGCCGUGCACGCAAUCGCUCAGCGGAGGUAUCCUUCAACCUUCCCGCAAGACACUCUGACCUCGGUCAACAGCAUCAGCCGCCCGAUCAGCAGCAGCAGCAACUUCCUCAGGCAUCUACCGCCGGUCCUGUCCCGUCAUCUGCGUCUGCGUCAGGUUCAAGUCGUGGUCGAGGCAUUCCGGUCCCUGGCAGAGAAACGGCCUAUAUCCCCACUUUAACCGCCGCCAACCGCACUGCAGAGCUGAUACGCCCGCGUGCGCCCAACUUCAGUCGCCCACGUCCGGUCGUUGUUGGGGCUUACGAUAACCCCUACCAAGAGCAUCUCCAGAGAGUCGCGCGUCGUGAAGAAAGCGACAGACGCGCCCGUGAAGCAUAUUCGAAUUCUUCGAGAAGUCCGGUUCAGCAGCCUAGACCUCUCCCCGAGCUACCCCCUGGCGCUACCACCCCACCGCCUGUUGUUGUCGCACCCAAUCGUGCUACCCAGGCCCCUCCCCCCGCCCUGCCCGCCGAUCCACCGCACCCUCUGAGGUCAAAUCCGAUCUUGUCGACGCCCCAAGACCCUCCGUCUCUCAUUCUCUCACGCCGCCGACCACGCUCAUCCUCGAUAUCACUUCCUUCCAACGACACCCCCAACGUCCGUCCCAGCCCUACCUCCGGCCGACGUGUUCCCGAGCCAAUCGCAGAGGAGCCCAACCAAGAGGACGACUUCGAAUAUUCCGAAGAGCCACAGGUUCGCACUGCGCAGAUCGGCCGCGUUAUUCGACGUCCUAACGACCCCACCAAAGACGACUCAUUCCAGCCAUCGCUUCGCGGCGGCAGUCUCGACAUCGGCGACUUCCCCGAGGGAUUCGACCCUGAGUACUACGAGUCCGACGAGUACGAAGACGUAGAGUCGCUAGAGUUAGCCGAGGAGUUCAACCCAAACAUCUCAGCAGAUUUCGAUCCGUACGAAGUCGAGAGAAAUUCUCAAGUUUAUACACAAGCGUUGAACGACAAGAUGGCGAGCCAUAUUCCCCGCCCGGGCCCUGCCCAACUAUCUCCCAACGCAGGCCUGGAUGAGUGGCUGGAGGAGGCCAAGCAGUGCCACUAUCUACCAGAGCGCGCGAUGAAGGAGCUUUGCGAACUAGUGAAAGAGGUUCUGAUGGAGGAGUCAAACAUUCAGCCCGUGUGCACUCCAGUGACAAUUUGUGGCGACAUCCACGGCCAGUUCUACGAUCUCUUGGAGUUGUUCCGCGUCGCAGGUGGAAUGCCGGGUGAAUCGCGAGUUGAAGCACCCAAGACGGCCACAACAGUCAUCAGCCCCGAGGAUAUUGAGCCGCCAACGGAGAUCACCAACCCGAAACUGAAGAAGAAGGUCAAGAAUGCAGGCAGCCCUGCUCCCGAUGAUGAGGAGGAUGAUGAAGCGGCCGCUGCCGAUACUAGCACAACCUCAAGGCCCGAUUCGGCCGUUGAGGUUAGCACGGGCUCUCAAUCAGCCGACACCAGAUUCGUGUUCCUCGGCGACUUCGUUGAUCGUGGCUACUUCAGUCUUGAGACCUUUACCCUUCUUAUGUGCUUGAAGGCCAAAUACCCCGACAGGAUUGUUCUUGUACGUGGAAACCACGAAUCUCGCCAGAUCACCCAGGUGUAUGGCUUUUACGAAGAGUGCCAGCAAAAGUACGGCAAUGCCUCGGUUUGGAAGGCCUGCUGUCACGUUUUCGAUUUCCUCGUCCUGGCUGCUAUUGUUGACGGCGAACUACUCUGCGUUCACGGUGGUCUCAGCCCUGAGAUCCGUACCAUCGAUCAGAUUCGCGUCGUUGCCCGCGCUCAGGAGAUUCCCCACGAGGGUGCAUUUUGCGAUCUUGUCUGGUCAGAUCCCGAGGAUGUGGAGACCUGGGCCAUCAGCCCCCGUGGUGCCGGCUGGCUUUUCGGCGACAAGGUGGCUACAGAGUUCAACCAUGUCAACGGCCUGAAGCUCAUUGCCAGAGCCCAUCAACUUGUCAACGAGGGAUACAAGUACCACUUCCCACAAAACUCUGUCGUCACAGUUUGGUCUGCUCCCAACUACUGCUACCGCUGCGGUAACGUAGCAUCCAUCAUGACUGUGGACAAGGAUAUGAGCCCCAAAUUCAGCAUAUUCUCUGCCGUUCCGGAUGACCAACGUCACGUUCCCGCCAACCGCCGUGGGCCGGGUGAUUAUUUCCUGUAA